Molecule: messenger RNA, 2162 nt
Organism: Linum tenue
Lineage: Eukaryota; Viridiplantae; Streptophyta; Magnoliopsida; Malpighiales; Linaceae
Source: the annotation of a GenBank genome assembly
GCAACUCGCGAGCUGGAUGAAGUUCGAACUUGGAAGUUGGAACAAUGGCGCAAGUGCUUUCCCUCCAAGAAGUGUUUCAUUCUGCUGACACACGCCACGCAAGACCAGCCAAACCACCGCAGAGGACUACCCACAAGUUCAAGACGUCAGUGUCCGUCCCUAAAAGGGGUGCUGUUACUCCGUUAAGAAAAACCCACAAAUUGAAUUCGGAUGUUUCGCCCCAUAGAGCUGUGUCUGCUGUAAGGUUGAUGAGAAUAGAGAUGGGUGGUGCAUUUGCUGAUUUAUUGAAUGAGAAGGGGAAAGGUUCCGGUGAGAAUGAAAUGGGAUAUGUGGGAAGAACUCUUGGAUUUCGUACCAAGGACUUAGAUGACCGGGAUCUUAGACUGGUUACAGAUGUUGUUGGAGGUACCAUUCGCUGGAGGAGGUAUCUUGAUCAUUUAAUUUGCUCAUUGUGUCACGACGAGAGAGUAUUUCGGAGCAUGGAACCUCUUCUCUUGCAGAUUCUUCGAAUUGGAUUUUAUGAGAUUCUCAAGCUAGACAUGCCACCUUAUGCUGUUGUAGAUGAGAACGUUAGGCUGGCAAAAGCUGCACUGAGACCUGGUGCCGGUAAUCUGGUCAAUGGCAUUCUGAGAAAGCUAUUGGUGGUAAAGGAUAAUGACUCCCUUCCUCUACCCAAAGUAGAAGGUGAUGAUCGGACGCAAGCUCGUGCUCUAGCCACCAUUCAUUCUCAUCCUGUGUGGAUGGUAAGGCGUUGGACAAAGUAUCUUGGACAAGAAGAAACAGUUAGGUUGAUGGUUUGGAACAACAGUGAUCCCAGUUUCAGCUUGAGGGCAAAUUGUGGAAAAGGAUUUUCAAGAGAUGACCUUGUGAAGCAACUUCAAGUUUUGAAGGUACUUGAUCUGUAUUUGCUCGUUGGCUUUGAGUUGCAGGUACCUCAUGAGCUGUCUUUGCAUUUGGAUGAUUUUGUUCGCAUCAGAACUGGAAUGCAGGCUGUUUUACAAGCUGGAUUGCUGAAACAAGGUCUAUGUGCAGUUCAGGACGAGAGUGCAGGAAUGGUGGUUUCAGUUGUGGAUCCUCAACCGAAUGAAACCAUAAUUGACUGUUGUGCUGCUCCUGGAGGAAAGACUCUUUAUAUGGCUGCUUUGAUGAAACAUCAUGGCAAGGUAUAUGCAAUUGAUGUGAACAAAGGUCGGUUGAGAAUUCUUAAAGACACAGCGCAAGUGCAUCAAGUUGAUGGAAUUAUCACCACAGUGGCUGCUGAUCUUCGAACAUUUGCUGAGGAAACAAAAGAGAAAUAUGACAAAGUUUUGCUGGAUGCUCCGUGUUCCGGGCUUGGUGUUCUAUCCAAGAGGGCAGAUUUGAGAUGGAACAGGAGGGUAGAAGAUUUGGAAGAACUGACGAAUCUGCAAGAUGAGCUCCUCGAUGCAGCUUCUACGUUGGUGAGGCCUGGUGGAGUGUUGGUAUACAGUACCUGCUCCAUAGAUCCAGAGGAAAACGAGGAAAGAGUGGAAGCAUUUCUCCUCAGGCAUCCUGAAUUCAACAUCGAUCCAGUAGACAGAUGGAUUCCUGCAGCAUUUGUAACAAACCGGGGUUUCUUUGCCUCCAACCCAGCGAAACACUCAGUGGAUGGAGCCUUUGCAGCUCGCCUGGUGCGUGCCUCUGUAAAACCAACAUCAUAAAUAAGAGCGGUCUCUGCAGCAACUGGAAAGCUGCCUCCAUCUUUCCCCUACAUCUCUCCCUCUCUCUGGCCACUCUGUACAGAGGGAGGACAACAGUGCAUUGUUCCUCUGCAAAAGAUAACUGGCCUCAGGAGCAAAGAAACAUUAUGACUUAUGAGAGAGGAGAAAGUUUGAGCCUUUCCCUUUGGGAUUCCUUCCAUGGUGGAAAGGGUUUAGGGCAGGCUGCUUGCUAAAUGAAUCAUCCGAGGAAAAGAAGUGCACUUUUUGUAUAUCCAAAGAUCACUGCCCACCAAGACAAAAGAAAGUAUUGCUUGUAAUUUGUAAAGUCACCAAUACAACAAUAGGGUUCAUUACCUACAACCUUGUGAUUUCUCCAUUUGUGCUUUCUCCGGAUUUGGAAUUGGAAAUAAGCAGGGGAAAAGAAGCAAUUUUUUCUUCUUUUGAUUCAGAGAAAAAGAAACCCUGUGACUGUGAGUUGUUUUG